AGAAGAUGUUAAAUGUUCUUAAGGGACUAUCACAUGGUGAUAAACUGAUAUAUAACUUGAUAAAAGAAAUCUUCAAACAUGGCCCUCUGGCUGAACUGGUGAAUGAACUGAGUGAGGAAUAUACAUUGGAAAUAAUUAAUGCUUUGAAUGGAAAAGACAUUAAUAAAUUAAUGAACAUAGGUAAAGGUGAAGUUAAAAAAUCUGAGAUAAUAUCAAUCGGAAAGAAGAUAAUACCUAUUAUCAAGAAAGUUAAGGAUGACAAAGGUGUGUCUAUACUGAUGAGACUAUUUACUGAUGAUGAAGAUGAAAAAACUAAUCUCCCUUACCAUCAGCUUGUCCCUGGCGGACUCCAUCCUGGGAUGUCUGUAUAUAUGCAAGGCACAGUGCCCAAACACAGGAACAGCACUUGGGUGAAUUUCCAGCUGGACUUUGCCUGUGGCCACCAUAAGGAGGCUGAUGUUCCCCUCCACCUCACGCAUCACAUCAAUGCAGAGACGUUCUGCUGAACGGAAGCCCCCUCUGCAAGUUCGAGCACAGAAUCUCACCCCAAUUUGUAAAGUUCAUUAACUUUCAUGGACACAUCACCCUUCAAUCUCUGACCAUAGUGAGAGAACAAAUAGUGGGGAACGUG
Messenger RNA from Thamnophis sirtalis, 631 nucleotides. Lineage: Eukaryota; Metazoa; Chordata; Lepidosauria; Squamata; Natricidae. The record is from RefSeq and is a predicted model, not a curated record.